This is a messenger RNA of Cyclocybe aegerita, 900 nucleotides long. The record is from the annotation of a GenBank genome assembly. NCBI's taxonomy places the organism in Eukaryota, Fungi, Basidiomycota, Agaricomycetes, Agaricales, Hemipholiotaceae.
AUGUCGAAGCUCGCAAAGGACGCUGCUGCCUUCAAAUCAACACUGCAACGGCAGGAUUUCACUUCAUGGCAUUCGCAACCCAAACCUGCAACGUCUACAGCCGGUACUUCGUCGGCAGGAGGUGGACUAGCGAUCGCUGGAGAGCCGUCAAGCUCCUCAGCACCUCACAAGAAGAAACGGCCAAAGACUAAUAUUGUCUACUCGCAACCGGCGGAUACGGGGACGGGGAACAAUGUGAACACACAGCUGGUGUAUGCCGUCAACCAUUUGAAGUCGACGCAUAAUCCCAUGCGAGUGCAGGAUCUUGCUAUUGUAACGAAUACACCGCUCGAUACAGACUCGGUACUGCUGGAGAAGUUCAGGGCCCAUGAUAAAAUUCAGUACGACCCGAAAACCGACCUAUAUUCCUACAAACACGAAUUUGCAUUCCGAAACAAGGCAGCUUUGUUGACAGAAAUCCAACGGCAAACCCGAAAAGGUGGCGGAAUUUCCGUGCGUGCCUUGAAGGAAUCAUGGAAGGAGGCGCCUCAGGCCAUUGAAGAACUUGAGAAAGAAGGAGAAGUGUUGGUGACGAGGACGGUGAAAGAUGGUCAGCUGCGGAUGGUCUUCUGGAAUGAGAUAAAGCCUACGGAAGAGGCUGGCGGGAUGCAGGUCGAGAAAGAAUUCCUCGAUUUGUGGCACACGCUCAAGGUUCCCAACGACGUCGACCUAUUGAAGCAGCUUGCAUCGGAAGGUCUACAGGCCACCUCUUCCGAAACUGUGGCGCCGAAAGCACCCACAGCGAAGAAGAAGGGCAAACGUGGAGGCGCACCUCGCCAACGUCCCGUGCGGAUUACGAACACUCAUCUUAAAGGAGACCUUGAUCUGUCGAGAGACUAUGCAGCACAUGCGAAAUCGUAG